AUGGGACAAAGUCAAAGUUACGAUUUGAAGGAUGGCGAUUAUGACGAAAAAGGCCCGGUGCGAGGAGUCCGACGUAUCAGCAAGGAGACGCAAUCAGAGUUUAAAACAUAUGAAAUCAAUGAAUUUCAACAGAGAGAAGAGGAGGAAUUGCGCGAAAGAAUUCGGAAUCAACGACUUCAGGAGCGAGAAAGAGAAUUGAUGACGUGGAGACGGCACACACGAGAAGGCCGAGAGACAAUUAUUGAUGCGUUUAAAGAAGCUCCCGAUGACCAGAAUCACUAUGCCACAUUGAAUCAGCCUAAUCGAACCCCACUGACAUAUGAAGUUGAAUUUCAGCUAUUCAAACAUCCGGAGGUAAAUGAUGGGCAUUAUAAAAAGAUUGACGUCAAAUAUGAUUCACCACCAAUGGAAGAUAUUGAUCGACGACAAGAAUCGCUGAAGUCCGACGACUAUUUUCCUGAAGAAGCAAAAGAGAAUAUUGAAAAGGAUCCAAAUGGAAACCACUACAUUAUUCACAAGGAGAACUAUCAGCAGGAGCUUCAAAAAUCGCCGAUUGAAGUUCCAACGUACUAUGACGCUUACGAAAUGCAGCCUCCAACAGCGGUGUCCGAGAUUCACGCGGAAAAACGAAUGUUUGUCGAAUUAUCGGAGACAUCUUGUUUCGCAAUCGCCAGUAAUCCGGACCCGACGUAUUCUGCCGGUGACGCCCAAGAGAAUCAUCACCGACAUCCAGAAGUUGAGCAUGUUCCGCAUUUCACCAAAAAAGCUUACAUUCACUAUUCUGUGAAGAACACAGAAGGAGAAAGCGAUUAUCAAACCCAUAUAGAAAUACCAGAUAGCCAAGAGCAAAAAGAAAUCAUCGAGGAUUCUAAAGAGAAUUUGCCUAAAAAUACUAAUGCAAUCCAACUUUCACAUGAUGGUGAAAUUGGACCAAUGAAGUCGCUGGAUAAACCAGUGCAUGAAGAAAAACUUUUUUACCAUUCAUACAUGCCGACAAUUUCGCUGGAGGCCAGACCGCCGAUGACAUAUUACAAGAAAUUGGCUUAA
This is a messenger RNA of Caenorhabditis bovis, 1047 nucleotides long. NCBI's taxonomy places the organism in Eukaryota, Metazoa, Nematoda, Chromadorea, Rhabditida, Rhabditidae. The record is from the annotation of a GenBank genome assembly.